UGCGCAAGGCACAUGCGUGUUAGGGUUGUGGUUAUUAUUUAAGCACGUGCAACACUGCGAAAACAGAGUUUUGAACUUCGCCUCUGGUGAGUGCACAAGGAACCAACACAAUGGCGCUCGCACGUAUUUUACUCGUUGCUCUAUUCGUCUGUUCACUUUUCAUCAACAACGCAGAAGGUGCGAUAACCGUGUCACCGGUGACAGUUGACGAGGCGGCCGGCACCGCCACAGUAACAGUCAAUAACGAUUUAGGAAUGUCUACCGGGGCAUGGGGCUUCGCGUGGGCAACGGCCGAUGGUACGGCUACUGCAGGAUCGGACUACACAGCAGUAACUUCGGACACUAAAAUUGUAGCUUGGCCUACCGCCACCGCAGACCUCUCAAUCAGCAUAUUGGACGAUACUGAUUUCGAUCCUGGCGAGACGUUCACCGUGGAUUUGACGGGCUUCUUUGGGGGAGAACCAGACAUGAAUGUUGUUGUAACCAUCACUGAUAAUGAACGCAUCCCUCUAAACCUCACUCAGCCCGCAGCCAUUACUAAACGGGAAGGAACGGGAAACGUCAGUCUGACCCUCACCUUGGACAGCGCCGCCCCCUACGACUUCAACGCAACAGUCGGCACCAUGGACGGGACAGCCACAGCACCAGACGAUUACGCGACCGUCACCGACAAACAUGUCUCCUUUUCUGCAGGUGACACGACCGUUACCCUCACAGACCUGAUAUACAUAAAUGAUGACGCGCUGGCUGAACCAUCGGAGACCUUCGACAUCAUCAUAUACAGUGUCGACCUCGCGGGCAACUACACUGCCGUCGUCACAAUCGAGGAUGAUGACACUCCUGUCAACUCUCAUUGUAAACGCCAGGGUCAAACUUGUCUGAAUGGUGGAACGUGUGACGACACUUCAGGGAUGUGCGCCUGUCCCGCUGACCGUACAGGACCCAACUGUGCUCAUUUGAUAGCCGAUUUGCAAACGCCCUGCGACAAUAGCACCUGUGUUCAUGGCAUCUGUCUGACUGGACCCCCAGCAGCUUGUGUGUGUAAUCCGGGAUAUGCUGGGGCAAUGUGCGACAACAAAGCUUACUACCAUCAGUGUAACCCCAACAACAUCAGCGUCUGUAUUACUCCUUUCUCCCACGACACCUUCGUUGGUAAGAUCUACGUCCAGGGCAUGAGAGACACCGUCGGCUGCAACCUCACUCUCGCACCAAACACAGCUGAUCCUAGUGACGGCAUCGCCGACUGGUGUCAGGGCUAUGCUGGGAUAUUCGAAUACAACGGCACCUGUGGAGAACUUGGGCCAAUUCCAGAGGGUGAUUUAAAGAAGUACGAGCUGAAACUUGACGUACGCUACUCUCCUGGUAUUAGGAAAUCCACUGAUGAGGAAGUGACCUUCAAAUGUUCUUUCAACGAUGCCGAGGUAGUUGUGGAUUCCCCAGCUCAAGCUAUCAACACGGGAAGUUCUGGUGGUGGAACCAAGAAUGGAGGCAGCGAUACCCUCACCCCCGCAGCACAGACCGUCGUUACUGCUGAUGGGGGUCCUAUCCUGGGACCCGUCACGGCGGGAGACCCACUGCAGACAUGCGUCACCGUGCAAGGAUUGGACAACUUCAAUGGAAUUGUCAUCAAAAACAUCACUAUCAACAACAAUAGGACCGCUCCAGAUUACAGGGAAAUGUUGGUGUACGAUGGCGGCUGCGAUGUAUCUGGUGCUGGGUUAGUGACCACACUCCCUGCCUACAAGCCUCCUACUGAGAAACACACACUGUGUUUUAUGCUGGAAAGUUUCACCUUUGAGCACGAUGAUGGUUUAACCAACCCUGCCCUGGGGAUUGUCAGCGUCGUCCAAGUGUUUGGUUUGGCUGCGGAUGCCACCCAGCCCGGAUGUGUCCGCAGAAGAAAGAGAAACACUGAGGGCACAAAUGCAACGCCCAGCGGGAUUUCUCAGGAGGAAGAGCUUACCUCUGUUGUCUACCUUGUCAGAUCCAAAACCCUUCAAAGCACCAGUUCCCAGGAAACUACGUGUGCCAAAGAAUGGUUAUUGCCCGCCAUGAUCGGCCUCGGCAUCGUCACCAUCACUAUGGCUGUCGUCAUCAUCGUCCUCGUCUACACUGUCAUCAGACAGUUCAAGGGAAAGCAAAUCGCAUAGACUCAGCAUCGCGGCUAGUAACACCAAACACAUCUGACUAUCAAUAUGUUACUGUAAACAUACUCCAUUUCUUUCAAAACGCUUCAAAUCCAGAAACUAAUUUUAGAACAUUUAUUAAAAACAAUAUAUAUUAAAAUAAAGAAUAAGGAUGAACUUUUAAAAAAUUAAAUUACCAACGUAAUAUCCUCUACAGGCAACUGUAGAAAAAUGUUGAUGACUCCAAUGACCCUGCCACGAAAUCCAACUUGAGGUGAAUAUUGCACCUUAAGACACGAGUAAUGAACCAUUUGCAGGGGUUUGCACUAUUCUACUGACAUUUGGAUUGAUUGCUUAUUAACAAUGUCUGGAAAUGUGUAGGAAAGUGAUUUUUCGAACAGAAUAUGUAACACUUUGCUAUUUCACCGAUGUGAUUUAGGAAAGUAACAAAAUUAUUUUUACGGUAGAAGAAUGCGAAUAACUGCAGGUGUACCAAACUGGACCAAAUGCAGUCGUAUCAGUUGAUGGAUUUAUGCUGUCAACAUGACACGGUGACACAUGUGAAAGGUUUUCUCUAUACUUUCAGCAAGAUCAUACUGUACCAUAUAUCUGAUAAGUACGCACUGUCAGACUUACUUUGGUUGUAUUUGUGUCCUACAAUAAAAUUCGAGCAUAUUA
Molecule: messenger RNA, 2804 nt
Organism: Haliotis rufescens (red abalone)
Lineage: Eukaryota; Metazoa; Mollusca; Gastropoda; Lepetellida; Haliotidae
Exons: 16
Coding region: 111-2150 (679 amino acids)
Biological process (GO): metal ion transport; cell communication
Cellular component (GO): membrane
Source: RefSeq, a predicted model, not a curated record